GGGAAAUGGGGGGGAAGACAGAAACCCAGAGAACAUGGGAAAAUACAGGGGAAUCUUUUUAUUUGUGUGUAUUUAUUCGUGUGUCCUGGGGCCCCUCCACCAGAGGUCACUCCUGCCCAGGGCCACUCCUGCGCGUGGCCGAGGAGGCCCACGCGGCGGCCAGGCAGGAGUGCCUGGCGCUGUGGCAGAAGGCACAGGUGGCGCCCUCGGUCAUCGGCUUCAAUGUCAGCGGGGCACUGGCCGACGCGCUGAGGGUGACGCUCGGCGGCCACGCCGUGUCGGCGGCGGACGUGAAGGUCUGGGAGGGCGGCGGCGCCGGCGGCGAGCGGCUGGUCUCCCUGGAGGUGCUCCUGCCGGGCGCCCCCGCGUCGUGGGACGCGGCGGCGGCGGGUGAGGCCUGUGCGGCCGCCGUCCGGGAGCAGUUGCAGGCGCGGAGGGUGUCGGAGGUGAAGUCGAAGAUGGCGGAGCGGGAGCAGGAGCUGCGGCGCCGCAAGGGCGGCGGUGCGACCACCGCCGGCGGCGAGGGCGGCGACGCCAACGAGGAGGAGUGGCGCGCCUUCCGAGACCGCCUGCGGAGCCGCCGCGCGGAGCCCUCCGCGCAGCUGCUGGGCUGCGAGGACGUGGGCUUCGCCCCGGGCAGGGGGCGCCGCGUGCUGGCGUGCAGGCUGGCCCUGGACGUGGCAUCUGCCUGGGACCUGGGCUGCCUCGCCUACCCGCAGUUCUUCGUGGAGAAGUCGCGGGCGGAGCAGGAGGCCGACGAGCGCUGGUUCGAGUGGUGCCUCAGAGGGACGGCGUGCUUCAUCGUGACGCUCGUGGCACUCUGGUUCGCCGCCCUCUCGAAGGGGCUGAUGGCGCACCACAGACGGGCGGUCUCCCCUCAGCCCGCCUGAGCGGCCCGCCGCCGCCGCGCACGGCCCACCAUUCGUUUUUUCGCCCCGCCCGGGCCCCACAACAAAACGACCUCCUCCUCACAGGCUGCUCGACCCCGCGCUCCCAGGCCCUGCCGCGAAAAAACGCGGGGCUGUCAGCGAGCUUCGAUGGCGUGCGAGCCGGUGCCUGCGCGCGGCACUGGCCGCUGCGACUCUGCGCACCCCCAAGGGGCGCGGCUCGCACGCGGUUAUACCCCCCCCCCUCGGCCCGUGUCGGCACGCCCUGCCCGCGGGUCGUGCCCGCCCCACGGGGAGAGCCCGCGUGGCGUUCCCCGCCCACCAAUUUCGGGACAUCGCUCACACGUUCUGCAUCUCGUAGGGAGUGCAGUCUGCGUCUGCGCGCUUGCCCCGCAGCCCUCGCUCCACACGGUCCUGCGGCGCGCCAUGUGGGAGGAGAGUAUCGCGCCAUGCGCUGCACGCAUCUACGUAGGGUUGGCUCCAUGGCCACGCCUCUUCUGACUACAGGUCAGCUGAUCCCAGAUCAGCCUGCCGAUUGGCGCAGGGGCGUGUGCCAUGACCCGGGUCCACGUCG
Prorocentrum cordatum is the source of this 1461-nucleotide messenger RNA. The record is from the annotation of a GenBank genome assembly. NCBI's taxonomy places the organism in Eukaryota, Dinophyceae, Prorocentrales, Prorocentraceae.